AUGCUAUUAAAGCUCAUCCGGAAUAUUCAUUAAAUCAUCAAUAAUUUCUUAAAAGCAGAUUGAUAAUGCCAAUUCUAAUGGAAACACCGAUGGAACUUGAUUUAGAGCUUAACGAAGACGAUUUUCCAUAUGAAGAAGAAAUUUUAAGAAAUGCUUAUUCAGUGAAACAUUGGAUGCGGUAUGUCGAUCAUAAAAAGAACGCAUCAAAGCUGGUUAUCAACCAAGUUUAUGAGAGAGCACUGAAACAGCUUCCUGGAUCUUACAAAUUGUGGUUUCAUUAUUUAAAACUUCGUAAAAAACAUUUAAAAGGAAAAUGUUUAACCGAUGAAGAUUUUGAAAAUGUAAAUAAUGCUUUUGAGCGUUCACUUGUAUUUAUGCAUAAAAUGCCACGAAUUUGGAUGGAAUAUCUUUCGUUUAUAACAACUCAAUGUAAGAUAACAAGAAUACGUCAUACAUUCGACAGAGCAUUACGAGCAUUACCAGUUACACAACAUAACCGAAUAUGGCCACUUUAUUUGGAGUUUCUUAAUAAAUAUGAUAUCCCCGAAACUGGUGUACGAGUUUAUCGAAGAUAUUUGAAACUUUGUCCCGAAGACACCGAGGAGUUCAUAAAUUAUCUUGCUGAAGUUGAUAGACUUGAUGAAGCUGCUCAACAAUUAGCUAAAAUUGUUGAUAAUGAACAUUUUGUGUCGAAAUUCGGAAAAUCUAAUCAUCAGUUGUGGAAUGAACUUUGUGACAUGAUAUCAAAAAAUCCUGACAAAGUCGUUUCACUUAAUGUCGAUGCAAUUAUUCGAAGUGGCUUAAGGCGAUACACAGAUCAACUUGGACAUUUAUGGAACUCAUUAGCCGAUUAUUAUGUUAGGAGUGGAUUGUUUGAAAGAGCUCGUGAUAUAUACGAGGAAGCAAUUGACACUGUAAAAACAGUACGUGAUUUUUCUCAAGUGUUUGAUGCUUAUGCGCAAUUUGAAGAACUAAGUUUGAGUAAACUAAUGGAAGAAGUGACAACAAAAGAAAGAGCGACUGCAGACGAUGACAUUGAAAUUGAUUUGCGUUUGGCGAGAUUCGAGAAUUUAAUGGCACGACGUUUAGCACUUUUAAACAGCGUUCUGCUUCGUCAAAAUCCUCACAAUGUUCAAGAAUGGCAUAACAGAGUGAAACUUUUCGAAGGAAAACCUUUGGAGAUUAUCAAAAUUUACACUGAAGCUGUUCAAACUGUGCAACCAAAACAAGCUGUUGGAAAACUUCACAGUCUCUGGGUUGAAUUUGCUAAAUUCUACGAAGUCAAUGAACAGCUUGAUGAUGCGAGAACAGUUUUUGAAAAAGCAUCACAAGUUGAAUAUAUAAAGGUUGAUGAUCUGGCAGCAGUUUGGUGUGAAUGGGCGGAAAUGGAAAUUCGCCAAGAAAAUUUUCAAAAUGCUUUAGAUUUGAUGUAUCGAGCCACGGUUAUUCCUAAAAAUAAGGUUUCAUAUACCGAUGAAAGUGAAACAGUUCAAGCACGUCUCCAUAAAAGUCUUAAACUAUGGUCAAUGUAUGCUGAUCUUGAAGAAAGCUUUGGAACAUUUAAAAGCUGCAAAAGUGUUUAUGACCGAAUCAUUGAUCUUCGUAUUUGUACGCCACAAAUCAUUAUCAACUAUGGAAUGUUUCUCGAGGAGCACAAAUAUUUUGAAGAAGCUUUUCGAGCAUAUGAGAAAGGCAUUGCUUUAUUUAAAUGGCCAAAUGUUUUCGAUAUUUGGAACACUUAUUUGACGAAAUUUCUUGCAAGAUAUUCAGGAUCACAGUUAGAAAGAGCAAGAGAUUUGUUUGAACAAUGUCUUGAAAAUUGUCCACCAAAUCAUGUUAAAAACUUCUUUUUGCUUUACGCAAAAUUAGAAGAGGAACAUGGUCUUGCUCGUCAUGUCAUGAGUGUUUAUGAACGUGCUGUUGGAGCCGUUCAAGAGAGUGAUAUGUUGGACCUAUUUAAUCUCUACAUUAAAAAAGCAGCCGAAAUCUAUGGAAUUCCAAGAACUCGACCAAUUUAUGAGAAAGCUGUUGAAAUGUUACCGGAAGCAAAAUCCCGUGAAAUGUGCGUAAAGUUUGCUGAAAUGGAAACAAAAUUAGGAGAAAUUGAUCGCGCCCGUGUCAUUUACAGUCAUUGUAGUCAAAUGUGCGACCCGAGAAUCACGCAAGAUUUCUGGCAACGUUGGAAAGAUUUUGAGAUUCGACAUGGAAAUGAAGACACAAUGAGAGAAAUGCUUCGUAUAAAGAGAAGUGUGCAAGCAACAUACAACACGCAAAUUAAUAUGAUGUCAGCUCAAAUAACAACAACAGUUGUAGGAACCACCGAGACAACUAAAAGCGCAAUGCAAGCGUUGGAAGCAAAAGCAGCUGAAACAAACUUCAAACAAACACUUGUAACAGCAACUGGUGCUAAUAUUAUGUUUGUUCGUGGUGAAGUUCAAGGUGGGGAUAAGAAAACGGAAGAAGGUGCUGUUUAUAAUCCUGACGAAAUUGACAUCGACAUGGACGAAGAUGACAGUGGAGGCGAAAACGAAGAUGAAACAGUAGAAUUGAAAAAUGUUCCCAUCGAGAAGCAAUCUAUUCCAUCGAAAGUGUUUGGUGGUCUGAAAAAAAAUGAUAGCGAAUCUGAAUAAAUUAACAUUGUAAAUUGAUCCAAAAAGAAAUAAAAAAUAAAUUAAUUUCAUCGGGA
This is a messenger RNA of Clunio marinus, 2686 nucleotides long. NCBI's taxonomy places the organism in Eukaryota, Metazoa, Arthropoda, Insecta, Diptera, Chironomidae. The record is from the annotation of a GenBank genome assembly.